Messenger RNA from Pogonomyrmex barbatus (red harvester ant), 482 nucleotides. RefSeq lists its product as uncharacterized. NCBI's taxonomy places the organism in Eukaryota, Metazoa, Arthropoda, Insecta, Hymenoptera, Formicidae. The record is from RefSeq and is a predicted model, not a curated record.
ACGGGGGAAGAUGAGCUCGCUCACUCACUCGCUCCGCUCGCGGACAUCACAUAACCUGUAUCCUCGUGUGACGGUGCGUUUGACAGAAAAAAUUUCGACUUUGCUGAAUGAAGACCGCGUGAAAUUCCACGGUUUCUCGACGAGGCCGACGCUUGGGUCGCGGCACUUAUCGACGAAACGCGUCCACGAGUACGCACAGAAACGCGCCGUCGAUUCCGAAAGCUUACAUUAUCACUCUGUCAAUAAUAACAAUUAUUUGUGUUGUCAUGCCAGUGGAACGGAAUCUGACGGGAUCGUCCCGGCCGCAGCGGCGACGCCGGUCAGUUUAUCGCGUGUUGAGAACCACUGCUGCGCGACUCGAGAAAUCACCGCAUACGUUAAUUCAUAUCAAUUCAUAAAAUUGAGUAGUGGAGAAAAAGAGAGAAGGACUUUUAAUAGGACAAAGAAAGUGUUAAGCAAACGAUUAUUAUUUUAAACUAAAA